AGCGCGUCAGUGCUGUCAAUUCCUAGGUCCGGCAAUUGGUUUGACGGAACAUCUCAGGACUCUUCAAUAGUAGAAAACAGAUUCAGUCCAAAAUGGUUUUGUUGACGAUGAUUGCUCGGGUGGCAGACGGGCUACCGCUAGCCGCCUCAAUGCAAGAAGAUGAACAGAGUAGCGAGCAGUCAGGUAGGGACCUUCAGCAGUAUCAGAGCCAGGCGAAGCAGCUGUUCCGUAAACUGAAUGAACAGAGCCCCAACCGCUGCACCCUAGAGGCUGGCGUCAUGGCCUUCCACUAUUUGAUAGAGAAAGGUGUGUGCUACCUGGUGCUGUGCGAGGCAGGAUUCCCCAAGAAGCUGGCCUUCGCCUACCUGGAGGACCUUCAGGCUGAGUUCCACGAACAACACGGGAGGAAGGUUCCCACUGUCUCCCGACCAUACUCAUUCAUCGAAUUUGACACCUACAUCCAGAAGACGAAGAAGUCGUACAUCGACAGCCGGGCACGCAGAAACCUCGGCAGCAUCAACACAGAGCUGCAGGACGUGCAGAGGAUCAUGGUGGCCAACAUUGAGGAGGUGCUCCAGAGGGGAGAGGCCCUAUCCGCUCUGGACUCGAAGGCCAGUAAUCUGUCCAGCCUCUCCAAGAAGUACCGCAGCGACGCCAAGUAUUUGAACACCCGCUCCACCUAUGCCAAGGUUGCCGCCGGUGCCGUGUUCUUCCUCACGCUCAUCAUUUACGUGCGUUUCUGGUGGCUCUGAGAGCCAGGGACACAGCCGCAGAUGAAGACAAGGACGGAAAAGGAGGAGAGAGCCCACAGUGCUCACAUACUCAAUGAAAGAUCCUCCCUAAGGCUUUUCCUGUUCAUAGAUUUAUUUAAUAAUUGUCAUUACUGCUACUCAAAAUCUCCUUUACUGCUGCGUAGUGAGAGUGCUGAAUGAAUGAUUGUGUGUGUGUCUCCAUGCCUGUAUGAACCCCAACACUGCUCUCUCUCACAGGUUAAUUUAAAAACAGCAUAGCAGAGCAAAUCAAUUUAAUUGCUGUGUGCUCAACGAGAGAACAUUGGAGGCCUAGGAGGGCAUGUUUACAUCUCUAUCAGCAUGAUGGGACCCGUACCAGUCCAGCAGAAUGUUUAAUGGACUUUCACAAGUUUUACUUUUAGAGGUGUGCGAGGGUUAACUUCUUGGCUGAAUGAAUCCAAGCCUGGCAGUUUGAGGUUUUCAUAGCGGUUAUAGUUUUCAGCGGUUUCAGUUUUCUGUGUGUGGGCGAUCUGUGCUUGGACCGACUGGCACCUGCGACCUGGCUUAUUAAUGGAUCGUCACACUGGAAAUUCACUCUGUGGACUUUAUUUUGUAAAAGGUUUACAUCCAAAAAAUCCCAUGUAAAAAGAUAAAACAUUGAAUGUGGGGUUUGUGUCGAUGACUGGAAAAGAGAGACUACUUGUUCCUAAACAUCAAGUUAGAGCAGGAGCUGUGCAGAUACACUUCUCUCUGUAUUAUAUGGAGGCAGUAAUGUGAUUAUGUUUCCAUAAUUAGCCCAUAAUGAUGAUACACAGACAUGUGAAUGCAGACAUGCACAGUGCCUGCUCUGAGAUGAUGCCUGUGAACAACUCAAGCAUUU
This is a messenger RNA of Megalops cyprinoides (Indo-Pacific tarpon), 1611 nucleotides long. RefSeq names its product vesicle-trafficking protein SEC22b-B-like. The transcript has 6 exons. NCBI's taxonomy places the organism in Eukaryota, Metazoa, Chordata, Actinopteri, Elopiformes, Megalopidae. Gene Ontology annotation, cellular component: endoplasmic reticulum-Golgi intermediate compartment; SNARE complex; Golgi membrane. Gene Ontology annotation, molecular function: SNAP receptor activity. The coding region runs from base 93 to 752 and encodes 219 amino acids. Gene Ontology annotation, biological process: vesicle fusion with Golgi apparatus; retrograde vesicle-mediated transport, Golgi to endoplasmic reticulum; endoplasmic reticulum to Golgi vesicle-mediated transport. The record is from RefSeq and is a predicted model, not a curated record.